This is a messenger RNA of Talaromyces amestolkiae, 717 nucleotides long. RefSeq lists its product as uncharacterized. The coding region runs from base 1 to 717 and encodes 238 amino acids. The transcript is spliced from 2 exons. Gene Ontology annotation, molecular function: hydrolase activity, acting on halide bonds, in C-halide compounds. The record is from RefSeq and is a predicted model, not a curated record. Lineage: Eukaryota; Fungi; Ascomycota; Eurotiomycetes; Eurotiales; Trichocomaceae.
AUGGCUCACUCAGCUGUUCUUGCUUUCGACCUCUACGGUACUCUGCUAUCGACCGAGUCCAUCUCCAAGAGAUUGUCCGAAAUCAUUGGCUCACAGGAGGAAGGCACGCAGAUUGCCGCAUCAUGGAGGAAGUACCAGCUGGAAUAUUCAUGGAGGUUGACCUGUAUGGGACAUUACGAUAACUUCUUCAACAUCACCCGCAACGCAUUGAGACAUGCGCUGUCCGAGGCGGGUGUCCAAUUAGAUGAGGAACAAGUCAAGCAGCUAAUGGACGAAUACGACCGUCUAUCUACGUUCCCAGACGUAAUAGCAGCUUUGCAAAACCUACACUCUAGGCCAGACAUUAAAUCCGUCAUAUUCUCCAAUGGCACCGAAGAGAUGGUCUCAAACUCCGUACUACGCUCCAAAAGUCUUUCGCCUCACGCAGAGCUCUUCGCGGAUUUGGUUACGGUAGACGCCGUUCAAAAAUUCAAGCCGGCGCCGGAGGUCUACGAACACCUGGCGGCGAGUACGAAAACAAAAAUGGAGAAUAUAUGGCUCAUUACUGCGAACCCAUUCGAUGUCGUUGGCGCUACGAAAUGCGGCAUCAAGGCUGCUUGGCUCGAUCGCAACGGCAGGGGGUGGGAGGAUGCUGCAGCACCGGCGCUGAGACCACGAGUUAUUGGGAAGAGUCUGGAUGAGGUUAUCAAGACGAUCUUGAGCGAUCUUGGCAAGUAG